CCCCGGAGUUGACUGGCGGAAGCUCUCCACUCUUAACUCUUUGCUUAACCUUGUUUGUUUCCACGCUGGGUGCAGCAGACAGAAGCACCGGCCCUUCUUACCUUAGUUAGAGGCAUGGCUUCUGGAACAGCAUUGGUUUAUGAUGAUGAAAUGACCAGCCAUAAGCUCCUUUGGGAUGACCCAGUCUGUGACAUAGAAGUCCCCGAGCGGCUUUCUUCUUGCUAUGAGCGCCUUAAAUGCUAUAACCUGGUUGAAAGAUGUGUCUCUGUACCUGUCAGAGAAGGAACUGAGGAAGAGGUCAUGUUGGUUCACAGCUCAGUUUAUUUGGAAAGUGUGAAGAGAACUCCGAAAAUGACAGAAGAGGAGCUCCGAAAAACCUCUGCGGGUUACGAUGCUGUUUUCUUUCACCCGACCACGUAUCGCUGUGCCAAAUUGGCCGUGGGAGGAACUCUGGACAUGGUGGAUGCUGUGAUGUCAGGGAAAACACGAAAUGGGAUGGCUCUGAUAAGGCCUCCAGGCCACCACAGCCAGAGAAAUGCAGCCAAUGGGUUUUGUAUAUUCAACAAUGUUGCUAUAGCAGCAAAAUAUGCCCAAAGGAAAUAUGGUCUGCAGAGAGUUCUCAUUGUGGACUGGGAUGUGCACCACGGACAAGGAAUUCAAUAUAUAUUUAAUGAAGAUCCAAGUGUCCUCUAUUUUUCCUGGCAUCGGUAUGAACACCAGCAGUAUUGGCCUACACUCAGAGAGUCUGAUUAUGAUGCAGUUGGUCAGGGGAAAGGAAAAGGAUGCAAUAUAAAUGUGCCUUGGAAUAAGAUUGGAAUGGGCAAUGCAGAUUACGUAGCCGUAUUUCUUCAUGUGUUGCUUCCAUUGGCUUUUGAGUUUGAUCCAGAACUUGUUUUGGUCUCUGCUGGUUACGAUUCUGGAAUUGGUGACCCAGAGGGCCAGAUGAGUGCUACGCCGGAAUGUUUUGCCCAUCUCACUCAUUUCCUAAUGCAGUUGGCGAAAGGGAAAUUGUGUGUGGUUCUGGAGGGUGGAUAUCAUCUGAGGUCGCUGUCUGAAUCGGUUUGUAUGACUCUAAAAGCUUUGCUUGGAGAUCCAUUGCCACGUUUGUCUGGAGAAAUGGCACCAUGCUUAAGUGCAUUAGAAUCAAUCCACAAUGUAAGAGCUGCACACAAACCAUACUGGAAGUGUUUGGUGCAUGAAGACAUAGCUCCAUUGCAAGACCUGAGUACCAAGGCACAACUCCUACCCACACUAGGAGAUGGAACGCCGAAUAGUGAAGAGGCCAUCAAAACAGACAAGUUUCUGGAGCUCCACAUGAAAAAUAUUUCAUUUCCGAGACCUCACGUUAAAACAACCAUCGCCGUUGAUGAAAGCAAUGCACGCUUGCUUUCGCUGUCUGUUCAAACUGAGAAGGAAAAGGAUACGAAAGAACUCCAGGCCCUUCUCAGCAGACUUGAUGCUGAUCUUGUGAAAGAAGGAAAGGACUUAAACUCAUUUUUGAACAUGUUGGCUGUCCUUGACAAAAUCAUUAAAAAGGAGGUGACCAACGGUCUCGCAGUCUCACCUGAAGUAUCCCUUUCUUCCGCUAUCGCUCUAAAACAUUGCCGUAACCUGAAGGUACAAAAAGUCCUGUGUGUUUCUGUCGGUGACAUGGAUGUGAAAACUGAUUUGGAUGAUGGCAAAGUUCUCCUGAUAAAUAUUGGUGCUAAGCCGCCUAAGAAAUCUGACACCAAAUACGAUCUAACCGUGAACUGGAAAAAGGGUGUUGAAACAAACAACUUCUUCUCUCCUGCCCUUGGACUCAUUCUUCCGGUUGCAUACAGCUAUCAGCCUGACCUAACCCUUAUAGUUGUUGGACCAAACCAGAGUGUUGGGCAAAAUGGGAUUUCCUUGCUUAUUCGUUUACUGCAAGGCUUGGCACAGUCUCACAUUCUUGCUCUGAUUCAGGAAAGUGAGGUAACAUUCUUGCAAGAUAUAAUCAAAACCCUGAAGAGUGACUUUACACCUUCCUUUGGAACAUACGCACCAGAUCUGAAGGAGAAUGUGCAGAGGGUAAUAGAAUUAAGAGAGCAACUUCAAAAUGAAUGGAAAUUACUUCAGUGUUCAGCGAAGUAAUAAGCAAAGGUUUCCAUUGCUGAAAGAUGAAAUAUACUUGGCUGUCAUUUUGGCUCUCCCUUUUGAUCUGCGUAUCCAGAAUCAAAAUAAAGGGGAAAUGAAGAUUAUCUAGAAAAUCAGCAGAUAAAAAGAAUGAAGAGUGAGCUACGCAACAGGAAUGAUGCUGCAAGAAUCAUUUCACAUUUUACUUAUCUAUCUUUUUCAAAUGGAAUUUAUGUAUUUCACAAAAUACUUUUCUAUCUUUUUUUAAAAUUAAACUAUAAUUAAACAAGACUGUGUUAA
Lacerta agilis (Sand lizard) is the source of this 2397-nucleotide messenger RNA. It is a transcript of the gene HDAC10, whose product is annotated as histone deacetylase 10. The transcript is spliced from 21 exons. The coding region runs from base 115 to 2115 and encodes 666 amino acids. The record is from RefSeq and is a predicted model, not a curated record. Gene Ontology annotation, molecular function: histone deacetylase activity. Gene Ontology annotation, biological process: chromatin organization. NCBI's taxonomy places the organism in Eukaryota, Metazoa, Chordata, Lepidosauria, Squamata, Lacertidae. Gene Ontology annotation, cellular component: histone deacetylase complex.